Messenger RNA from Fundulus heteroclitus (mummichog), 1560 nucleotides. RefSeq lists its product as uncharacterized. Lineage: Eukaryota; Metazoa; Chordata; Actinopteri; Cyprinodontiformes; Fundulidae. Bases 134 to 958 code for a protein of 274 amino acids. The transcript is spliced from 8 exons. The record is from RefSeq and is a predicted model, not a curated record. Gene Ontology annotation, biological process: biosynthetic process.
AGAGGCCGAAGGAGCUCCUUCCAAACUUCCAGUGAAACCCAAACAAGAGUGGGAACUUUGACUCAGUUAAGGUGGACUCGGUACCAGAACCCUGACCCAGAUCGGAUCCGAACAGUCCCGGUCAGAGUUCUAAAUGAAAGCCGUGAUUCUCGCCGCCGGGUACGGAACCAGGCUGCAGAGGGAUGUUUCCGCUGAUCGCAGCGGCAGGUUCGCUCACCUGGUGGGGGUUCCGAAGCCGCUGCUGCCGGUGGGCCGGUUCCCGUUGAUAACCCACUGGGUCCGGGCUCUGAACCGGUCCCGAACCGUGGACGGGAUCUAUGUGGUGACCAACGCGCUCCACCAGGCUGAGUUCCUGCGAUGGGCCGAGGAGUUCCCAGAGGUCCAGGUUCUCAGCGACCAGACCAGAACCAACGAUGAGCGCCUCGGCGCCGUCGCCUGCCUGCAGCUCGCCAUCAAGCACUUCAACAUCCAGGACCACGUGGUCGUCAUCGGGGGAGACACGCUGUUCAGGGAGGACUUCAGCCUCGGCGCCGUGGCAGAGAAGUUCUGCGGGCUGCAGGCGAGCAGCGAGGACGGCUGCCUGGUUCUGUCCUACCAGUGCGGGGACCGAGAGACCCAGAAGUACGGGAUCCUGGAGGUGGACCGUGACCUCCGCGUUCUCCGCAUGAAGGAGAAACCCGAGCCGUCAGAGACCGAGUCCAGGAGAGCCUGUCCGUGUUUCUACGUGUUCUCCAGGGGAACCCUUCCUCUGCUGGACUCCUUCCUGCAGGAGAAGAAGGACGCUCCGCUUGAAGAGAAGGACGCUCCGGGGAACUUCCUGUCCUGGCUCAUUCAGAGGAAACCCGUCUACGUCCACGAGGUCUCCGGCCGCUUCGACGUGGGGAACCUGCCGGCGUACCUGGAGUGUGAGCGCUACUUCAGGGAGAACCUUCAGGAGGAGACGGCUUACAUGGUGUAGAAGAACCAGAACCAGCCUGACCCGGAACGUUCCAUCGGAUCCAGAACGCUUCACGCUGUGAGGAGCCGCCCGCACCGAUCAGAGGCCUUCUCACGCCUGUCCUCCAUCUUGGCGACGCGCGAGCCGAACUGCAUGGCCCGCUUGGGCAGCGCCGCCGAUUGGCCGAGGCCCAGCCGCCGCGCCGCCGACCUCAGCAGCAGCUUGUCGCCGGCGCCGCGGGGCAGAACCAGGUCCGCUUUGACCCAGACGGGCAGCGAGUUCAGGUAGCUCACCACGUCCUCGUCCAGGUAGGGGAACCUGCGGACAGACGGGACAGCGUGGCUUUCACUACACCUACAGGUCCAGUCAGGCUGAGGCGCUCCGACCAGAACCGUCCGGACCACACAGACCCGCAGCAGAAUAAAACUCUGUUAAAUUUUAAUUAACAGUUAAAAUAAUCCUGUUAAAUGAAGCGGAGCGGCUGGUUCUCUUAACCAGGUUAGCAGAACCAGCCGACCCGGUUCUGAGCUUCACAAACACGCCGCUUUGAUUCAUUCCGUGGCCCAGAUGGUGACGAUUGUUUAUGUUCCGUUAAUUUACAAAUUUGUUAAUAAAGAAUGAUU